AUGAUCAUAUCACAGCUUGUCGUCUUAGAGCUUUUUAGAUGCAACUGGGCGACAAAAGGUGCUGCUUUUGGCGAGGACAAGAUUAGCUCUGAUGGAAAAAGUGUUGUGGAACUUACAAACGGCUCUUCAGAGGAUGGUAGAGAGAUCUCAAACGAAGAUGCUCCUGAAAACAAUCCUCAAUUUACCACUGUCUAUGUAGGAAACCUCGCUCCAGAAGUAACUCAGCUUGAUCUUCACCGCCUGUUCCAUUCUCUUGGCGCUGGAGUGAUUGAAGAAGUCCGGUGUCCAGAGAGACAAAGGCUUUGGCUUUGUGAGAUAUAA
Molecule: messenger RNA, 321 nt
Organism: Microthlaspi erraticum
Lineage: Eukaryota; Viridiplantae; Streptophyta; Magnoliopsida; Brassicales; Brassicaceae
Source: the annotation of a GenBank genome assembly